This is a messenger RNA of Scutellospora calospora, 1833 nucleotides long. NCBI's taxonomy places the organism in Eukaryota, Fungi, Glomeromycota, Glomeromycetes, Diversisporales, Gigasporaceae. The record is from the annotation of a GenBank genome assembly.
AUGAGUGAUGUGGAUCGUAAAAAAGAAUUGUUAGAAAAAAGGCAAAAACUUGCAAGACUUAAGCAACAAAGAAAUGAACGUUUUAAUAAUCAAGGUACAACGAUAAUAACCGAGGCUGCGCAUAGAAUUGAUCCGGAAAGUUAUCGUAAAGUUGAUAAUUAUGCUAAAAUCUUGGCAGAAGAAAAAGAUAGGGCAACACGUCCCGGAUCUCUAUCAAGUCUGGAAGAUUUUGAUAUUUCUGAUAAAGUCAAAGUUGAGAAGGGCAAGAAUUCUACCCCAACAUAUCCAACACAUCCCUUUACCAAUCGUUUUCUACCUGAAUUCAGUUCGUUCCAAGAGGAUUCAAUAAACGUUGGUGCAAGGACUUUAGUAUUUCGUGAAUUCGAAAUACAAACCGAUGAAAGUUCUUUCGAUACUAAGCCACCUUCAGAAGAAGAAAUUAGGGAAAAGGUUUUGAAAGAACAUGAAAUUAAAAAGGCCGCUUUAGAAGCUGAACGGUUGAAAAUAGAAACUGAAAAGAAAAUAAAAAAAGAGUUAUCGGAAGAAGAUAAAAAAGAAUUAAUAACUUCGCCAAAAUUUGCUAAAUUCGUUAGCCAUUCUGCCGAACUUGUUGAAAAUACUCUUAAUGAACAUUAUGAUUUUAUGAUAGAUUAUAAAGUUGUUAAAGAAGUAGAAAGUAAUGAGGAAUCAAGAAAGCUUAUUAAAUGCGAAUGUUCAUUCUUCGAUGACCGAUGGAGUAAAAAUCGAUCUGUUACUGACGUUAAUUGGUCGAGUAAAGAUCCUGAACGUGUUGUUGCCUCCUUUAAUAAAAAUCCAUUAGCAAUUAAUGAACCAGACGGCAUUGUCUUGGUGUGGAAUUUAUUACGUCCUGAAAAACCAGAAUUCGUUCUUCAUUCUCAAUCGGAUGUGCUCACAACUACAUUCUCCGAUUUUAGAUCAGAACUUGUUAUUGGUGGUACAUAUUCUGGCCAUAUAAUGCUUUGGGACAUGAGGGCAAAAUCAUCUCCUGUUCACAAAACCUCUUUCUCUGUAAAUGGUCAUACACAUCCUAUCUAUUCAAUGCAAAUUGUGGGUACCCAAAAUGAACACAAUUUAAUCACUGCAAGCACUGAUGGAUUAGUAUGCUCUUGGCAAUUAGAUAUGUUGGUUCAACCUGUGGAUCGUUUGGAAUUAAUUCAUUCAGAACAUAGUAAAACUGAUGAAGUUUCAGUUACUGCAUUUGGAUUUCCCGAUAAUGAGAAUGAUACUACAGCUUUCUGGGUCGGAACUGAAGAGGGUAAUAUAUAUCAAGUUAAUCGAUAUGGACGUCCUGGAGGCAAAGCCGGAAUAAAUCAAUGUGACUUUUAUAAAGGUCAUUGGGGUCCAGUCACUGGCCUUCAUUUCCACCCAAAGAUUGGAUCAGAAGACUUUGAAUUUAAUGAUUUAUUUUUAACUUCAUCAGUAGAUUGGACUUCAUUUUUAAAUACUCCGACAUCUCCGCGAAUUAUUACACCGUUACAUUCUUUUGAAGGUGCAGAUGACUAUGUUUAUGAUGUUAAGUGGUCACCUCGUCAUCCAGCACAAUUUGCUUCUGUCGAUGGUACAGGAAAAUUUUCUGUAUGGAACUUGAAUGUCGAUAUAGAGGCAUUAAAUAAGAUUCAAUGGGAUAAAGAAGGAAAAAAGACAGUAAUUGGAUCUUCUGAUGGGCAUGUUUAUAUUUAUGAUAUAGGAGAGUUAUGUAUUCCUCAUGAUGAUGAAAUUGCUCUUAUGAAAAAUACGAUUUCAGAAUUAAAAGGUGUCAAUAUAAUGGAUAAUUUGGAUAGUUAUAGUGGAAGGUUUACUUUUACAAAAUAA